Messenger RNA from Ilex paraguariensis (yerba mate), 696 nucleotides. The record is from the annotation of a GenBank genome assembly. NCBI's taxonomy places the organism in Eukaryota, Viridiplantae, Streptophyta, Magnoliopsida, Aquifoliales, Aquifoliaceae.
AUGGUGCGGAAUGUAUCUGAUCAUUCAGUAUCUCCAGUCAGGGGACGUGGAUCUCCUCGUAGGAGGAGCCCUUCUCGAAGAGAGAGAUCUCCUGCUGGGCAUAGGAGUUCACUCAAAACAAGCUCACCUGUUAGAGAGAAACCUUCAAGUCGCACCAGGUCCCCUAAACGCACACGAUCAAGAUCUCCUGUAUCUCUACCUGUAAGAGAGAAACCUUCAAGUCGUACCAAGUCACCUAAACGCACAAAGGCGAGGUCUCCUGUUUCUCCCUUGCCCAUGAGAGAGAAACCCUCAAGUCGCACCAGGUCCCCAACACUUGCAAAGUCGAGGUCUCCUGUAUCUCGCUCACCCUCACCACAGACUAAAAGAUUAAGGAGAACGCAAGCUGAAAGAGAGGCUGAGAGAGUGAGUGAAAGGGAGAAUGAAAGAAAUCAUGGUAGGGGAGGUGAUAGGGGUAUACGUAGGGAAAGAGAUCCAGACAAGGCAGUGCCUAGUGAGAGAAGGGAGCGAAGGUCAGGAAGGGAUGCAGUUGAUAAUGGGUCUUCUAGAAUGAGACAUGGGCACUCAACUUCACCAUCAGACCGUCACCAAAGGAGUAGACACAGAUCUCGGUCCCCUGCUGCUGCUGCUGAUAACAGGACGCGUGAUGAGGUGACUAACUCAAGGGGAGUGGAACAUCGGUCAGCUGCUGCUUGA